Molecule: messenger RNA, 2647 nt
Organism: Dendrobium catenatum
Lineage: Eukaryota; Viridiplantae; Streptophyta; Magnoliopsida; Asparagales; Orchidaceae
Product: potassium transporter 5
Exons: 9
Coding region: 34-2499 (821 amino acids)
Biological process (GO): potassium ion transmembrane transport
Cellular component (GO): membrane
Molecular function (GO): potassium ion transmembrane transporter activity
Source: RefSeq, a predicted model, not a curated record
AUAAAUAGAAUUUCCCAGUUUUGUUGCCUAUAAAUGCAGAGCACCAAAGAAGAGUCUAAAAAGCUGGAAAGACUUACGUUAAUGGCUGGUACAGUGCAUACAGAAGCUAACAAAGUUGAAGAAGCUGAACCUGAUCUGAAAGGAAAGAAAUUAUCAUGGGGAAAGCUUCGUCAAUUCGAUUCGUUUCAUUUGGAGGCUGGAAGAAUCCCAAAUAUUAAUGAUCAUGCCAUGAAGGAUGGCUGGACAAAAACACUUGCUUUGGCAUUCCAGAGCGUAGGUGUGGUGUAUGGAGACAUAGGGACUUCACCUCUAUAUGUAUAUUCAAGCACCUUCACAGAUGGUAUUAAGAAAAAAGAUGACAUAUUGGGUGUCUUAUCCCUUAUUCUUUACACCUUAAUAUUCAUACCCUUGAUCAAAUACGUGUUCAUAGUGCUGUGGGCAAAUGAUGAUGGUGAUGGAGGGACAUUUGCACUAUAUUCUCUGAUAUCUCGUCAUGUAAAGAUCAGCUUGAUACCAAAUCAGCAGGCUGAAGAUGCAAUGCUUUCAAACUAUAAAUUAGAGACACCAUCCAGGAAAUUAAAAAGAGCUCAAUGGAUCAAGCAUAAGCUCGAGAGCAGCAAAAUGCUGCAAGUUGUCCUUUUUCUUUUCACAAUCCUCGCAACUUCAAUGAUAAUUGGUGAUGGUGUCUUAACUCCAGCUAUCUCUGUACUUUCAGCAGUGAGUGGGAUAAAAGUGAAAGCCGCAUCUUUGUUACAAGGGCAAAUUGCUCUGAUCUCCAUAGUUAUCUUGGUGCUUCUGUUCUCAGUUCAACGUUUCGGCACAGAUAAAGUUGGAUACGCAUUUGCUCCUAUCAUAGUACUGUGGUUUACUCUAAUUGGAGGUAUUGGGCUCUAUAAUUUAGUUAAAUAUGAUGUUGGAGUUCUCCGAGCAUUCAACCCAAAGUAUAUUGUUGAUUAUUUUAGAAGAAAUGGUAAAAAGGCAUGGACUUCUCUAGGGGGUAUUGUGCUGUGCAUUACAGGAACUGAAGCCAUGUUUGCUGAUCUCAGUCACUUCAGCGUUAGAGCAAUUCAGAUCAGCUUCAGUGCUGUUGUGUUUCCAGCAGUAUCACUGGCCUAUAUUGGACAAGCUUCAUACCUUACCAAAUUUCCAGAAGAAGUCGAUAAUACUUUCUAUAAAUCAAUUCCUGGCCCGCUAUUCUGGCCAAGUUUUAUAAUUGCCAUUGCUGCUGCAAUCAUUGCAAGCCAGGCUAUGAUAUCUGGGGCAUUUUCUAUCAUUCAACAAUCUCAAGGUCUAUCUUGCUUUCCAAGAGUAAGAGUUGUUCAUACUUCUACAGAGUAUGAGGGACAAGUGUACAUUCCAGAGAUAAACUAUACACUGAUGGUUGCCAGCGUAUUAGUGACGGGAAUUUUCAGAAGCACAACAAACAUUGGAAAUGCAUAUGGAAUUGCAGUUGUUUCAGUCAUGCUAAUAACCACUGCGUUGGUGACACUAGUAAUGCUUCUAAUAUGGAAAACAAGCAUUUGGUGGAUUUCAUUAUUUUUAAUAGUAAUAGGUGGCAUAGAAGCCAUAUAUCUCUCUGCAGUACUGUCGAAGUUUAUAAAAGGGGGCUUCCUACCACUUGCACUUGCAUUUUUCCUCAUGCUGAUAAUGGGCAUAUGGCAUUAUGUACAUGUCAAGCAUUACAACUUUGAGCUGGAGAACAAAGUUUCAAGUAAUUAUAUACAAGAGUUAGCUCUUGAUAGGAACAUAACAAGAAUACCAGGAAUUGGACUUCUGUACUCAGAACUAGUCCAAGGCAUACCACCAAUAUUCCGUCUCUUUAUGGAGAAAAUACCCUCCAUCCACUCAGUUUUCGUGUUUGUUUCAGUGAAACGUCUUCCAAUAAGUAAAGUUGAACCACAUGAACGUUUUCUUUUCAGACAACUUGAACCAAGGGAGUUCAGAUUGUUCAAAUGUGUGGUCCGUUAUGGGUAUAAAGAUGCUAUAGAGGCCGCUAAAGAUUUUGAAAAGACACUCAUUAGACAGCUUAAAGAAUUCAUCUAUCAUGAAUUCUUGAUUCAAGAGGGUGGUUCUCCAUUGCAAAACGCUCCAUUGGAAGAUCCAGCAACUGAAGCAACAGAAAGCAAUCAGAGGAGAGCAGGAUCAAACACAAUACAUGCAGAUGAAACACUAAAAGCACAAGGCUCGGCUGGUAAUUCUUCAGGAUCAAUACUGCCUGCUAACAGUAACCGGUCAGCUAACUCUUCAGGCAGAAGGGUCGGUGCACUGAUUCCAGCCAUUGAGGAGGAGAAACAGUACAUUCAGAAGGAAAUGGAGAAGGGAGUGGUAUAUCUGCUAGGAGAAACAGAAAUGGUAGCAAAGCCCAAUUCUUCUAUCAUCAAGCGAGUGGUAGUAAACAAUAUCUAUCACUUUAUUAGGAGGAACUUCAGGCAGGGAGAUGAGGCUAUGUCAAUUCCUAAGGCUAGGCUGCUUAAGGUUGGAGUAACAUAUGAGAUAUAGAUGCUACAUGAUUACAGCGUAUGGUUAAUGACAAGAAAUGGUGUCUAUAGAAACUUCAGAAAAUUAAGUAAACAAAUAUGUAAUUUAUAUUUCCCCUCGAGAUCAAUCUUCGGUAUUUGAAUAAUGUUCAAAAGGUAAUUAUUAUUUA